Molecule: messenger RNA, 1620 nt
Organism: Talaromyces marneffei
Lineage: Eukaryota; Fungi; Ascomycota; Eurotiomycetes; Eurotiales; Trichocomaceae
Exons: 2
Coding region: 1-1620 (539 amino acids)
Biological process (GO): RNA polymerase III preinitiation complex assembly
Cellular component (GO): transcription factor TFIIIB complex
Molecular function (GO): TFIIIC-class transcription factor complex binding
Source: RefSeq, a predicted model, not a curated record
AUGGUGUCUUUUACAAGUUCUGCAAUUAAUAAGUCGGGGAAGAAGUUCGCGCCCAAGGCGCCUCCUCGUCGCGCUCCUCCAGCAGCGGUAAAUUCUGCGAGAGCCAGUGUCUCCGAGGGCAGACCUUCCGUUACGCCAGUGCCUGAGACACAGAAAGCGCAUGCCCCACCAGUUGUUUCCCCUACUCCAGAUACGCCUCAACCAGUGCAAGUGACCGAAGAACCGCGGAUAGAAGAUGUGGUUAUCAGUAACACUGCUAUCCCUCAGCCGGUCGCAUCAGUUACCCCGAUUACAGAAACUGCGCGGUCUGUUGCGUCUCAUGAAGGGUCUGUCGUUGCGAAGGAACGGCCUGUACCUAUUUCAGCCCCAGGACAGUCGAGACGCGAAAGAGCAAUCAAUGCACCUCAGACUGAAGUACCUGAAUCUCGCAUCCAAGCCAACAGGUCCCCAAGUCAAUCUAUACCUCCAGAAGAGGCUUCGAUACAAGCACUCGCACAAGUGACCGCGGCCGAGAAUACUCCUACACCUAUCGCACAACCUACAACCCGCAUCUUCAAACCUCCCGAAAGAAUAAACCGACCUGAAAGUACCACUGAGUUGAACAACGUAACAUUGACAAGUGAGGAAUCUACACCCCAGACAGACAAUGCUUCUGCUACAACUACCCCCAAACCACGAGCCUCUCAAUCUAAGAGACAUCAAAGCACGGCGUCGGAUACUACCCCUGGCACAGAAAACGCGAGAACUCGCAAGCCCCGAGGCAAACGAAAACGAGAGCCAACUCCUGAGGAAUCAGAGCACGUCGAAAUCGCACCCACAGUUGUGAAGAUGUCUGAACUAUGCAAGGAUCUCAGAACUGGCAAAAAGUCGAGACGAGAAAUGGAAUUGCGAAACCUUGAACAACAAGAAGCAGAACGAAAAGAGAAGGCCAGGGAAAAGGCUCGCAAUCCUGAUACACCUGUGAAGACCGACGUAGAGAAUGGAUCGGCGGCACCUAGCGGGAUCAAUACCACACCAACAAAAGCGAGCGGUCCACGGAUGAGAAUUGUGAAUGGUGAAAUCGUUGUAGAUAAUGCCUCGCUACAGAUUGAUCGACAUGCCGAUGCAGCGCGCGAGUUCGGUGAGGGGGAACACGUCGUCGAAAGUCGGCUCAAUAGAAAGAUUAACCAGGCCACAUACGGCAAACGGACCAAAGCCGAGUCGUGGGACGAGGAUCUGACCGAUCUAUUCUAUAGAGGGUUGAGAAUGUUUGGCACCGACUUCUCGCUCAUAAGCAAGAUGUUUCCAGGACGAUCUCGACGUCAGAUUAAAUUGAAGUUCAACAACGAGGAGCGCAAGGACCCUGAGCGAAUCAAACGGACGCUUCUAGGACCAUCCGAAGCGAUCGAUAUUCAGACAUACUCGGAAUUGACCAAUACGGUAUACGAGGAUGUCGAGGUUAUACAGAGAGAACUCGAUGAAGACAAAAAGAGAAUUGAGGAACAGCACGAAAGAGAGAAACGAGCACAGGACGAGAUGAUGCGCAACCCAAGCGGAAUUGCGGACAAGAACGUCGUGCCCAGUAUUGAGAACAAUAAUAUCAAGAAGAGACGCUCUAUCUCGAAGAGUAUCAGCGCAUGA